Messenger RNA from Cannabis sativa, 2409 nucleotides. RefSeq lists its product as uncharacterized. The transcript has 3 exons. The record is from RefSeq and is a predicted model, not a curated record. Bases 1 to 2409 code for a protein of 802 amino acids. NCBI's taxonomy places the organism in Eukaryota, Viridiplantae, Streptophyta, Magnoliopsida, Rosales, Cannabaceae.
AUGAAACAGACUGGAUCGAAUUUCACUUGGACUGAUAAACAGAAUAGUAGGAUCUUCUCCCGAAUAGAUCAUGUUUUCCAUAAUGAGGAUUGGGUUGAUGAUUUCCCGAACACAUUAGCUCACUUCUCUUGGGAAACUUGCUCAGAUCAUUGCCUUUGUGUGAUUCAUUCUAAUGCCACCGAGCUUAUUGGUAGUAAGCCAUUUCGGUUUUUUAAUUUCUGGACCGAUCACCCGGAUUAUAAAAAGACAGUUAUGGAUAGUUGGGGGAAGCCUUUGAGAUGUAGUGGUUUGAAGGGGAUUUAUCUCAGAACGAUGCGCCUUAAGCACAAACUGAAGGCCUUCAACAGGAAUGCAAUAGGGAACAUUGAUGAGGCGUAUGAGAAGGCCAAAGAUUCUUACAUUGAGGCUCAAUAUCAAUGCCAAGCUAGUCCUAAUGACAAUAAUCUUCUUAGUUUGGAGAUUGAGGCGGGUAAGCAGUUUCACACACAGGAAAAAAUGUAUCAAAGCUUCUUGUACCAAAGAAGCAAAGUCAAUUGGGUUCAGAAAGGGGAUAGCAAUACUGCUUAUUUUCAUGCUUUCUUGAAAAAAAGGAAGGAAGAAAGCAGGAUUGUCUCGUUUGUGACUGAGCAAGGGGUCUUUAACGAUCAUUUCCCUGAUGUUGUUCAUCACUUUCUUAGUCACUUCCAAAGCAUUAUGGGGAAAGCCAAGCCUACCAGUAUGGAGAUCCAACCUGAUUGCAUUGCGAUGGGGCCUAAACUUAACCUUGACCAACAGGUUCAUCUUCUAAAGCCUUUUUCUCUCAAAGAAGUCAGAGCUGCAAUGUUUAGCAUUCCUAUCACUAAGUCUCCUGGCCUGAUGUUCCCGGCUGAGCUUCAUAGCACAACUCUCUCUCUUAUUCCUAAGACUGAGAGCCCUUCUAAAGCAAUUGACUACCGGCCUAUAGCUUGUUGCACAACAUUGUACAAAUGUGUUUCUAAACUGAUUUGUACUCGACUUGCCAAUGUUCUGCCUACUUUAGUGAGUCAGAAUCAGGGAGCGUUUGUUAAAGGUCGCUCCAUUGCGUACAAUAUCCUUAUUCUCCAAGACAUCUUGAAGAAUUAUAGAAGGAAGAAUUGCUCCCCAAGAUGCACUAUAAAAAUUGACAUAAGUAAAGCUUAUGACACGGUCAAUUGGGAUUUUCUUGAGAAACUUUUGCUGGCCUAUUGCUUUCCUGAAAAGUUUGUUAAGUGGAUAAUGAACAGUGUGAGAAAUACGUCGUAUUCGUUACUCUUGAAUGGAAGAAUUCAGGGAUCUUUCAAAGGCGAACAAGGGCUAAGGCAAGGAGACCCAAUUUCCCCCCUCCUUUUUGUCCUAGUCAUGGAAUAUUUGUCUCGAAGUAUCCAAAAAGCGGCCAGAGAUAAGGAGUUCAGCAAGACUUCGGGACUUUCUAUAAAUUUUGCUAAAUCCCAGGUUUAUUUUGGUGGAGUUGAUCAUCCAAUUCCUCUUGCUCAGAAAAUAAAUCUUUCUAUAGGAGAGUUCCCUCUCAAGUAUCUUGGAAUCCCUCUUAGACCUACCAAAUGGAGACUUGAGGAUUGUGGGCCGAUCUUGAAAAAGAUGAAAAAUAAGCUUCAUUCGUGGGCCAACAAACAUCUUUCCUAUGCUGGCCGUGUUCAAUUAAUCCAUUCUACUUUCAUAGGAUUAAGAAACUAUUGGAUGAGAGUUUUCAUGUUACCUCAAAGUGUGAUUAAGGAGAUUGAGAAACUUUGCCGCGGUUUCCUUUGGGGUUUAAAAGACAAUCGCCCUAGAGUUCACUUGAUAAGUUGGGAAAAGGUGUGCCUCCCUAAAGCUUAUGGUGGUCUUGGGUUCAAGGAUGGUUCUAAAUGGAAUAAAGCUUCCUUAGCUAGAUUCAUUUGGGAUUUGAUGAACAAAAAAGAUUUAUUGUGGGUUAAGUGGAUUAACUUAAUUUAUCUUAAGGGGAGUGAUUUCUGGUCCUAUAGAAUGAGCAUGGAUACUAGUUGGUAUUGGAGAAAACUCUGCAGGUUACGAACAACCUUCAACAAAGAUGAUGUUGUGGCAGCGGGUGGAGAAAAGUUCAAAACCAGCAGAGUUUAUUGCAGCUUGCUGAAACAAACGUUAUUUCCUGCAGCGGGGGCUAUUUGGCAUGGUUUGAGCAUGCCUAAACACACCUUCCAACUUUGGCAAGCAACCCAAGACAAGUUGUUAACAAGGGAUCAUCUUAGCAAGCUGAACAUUCCUAUGUCUAAUCUGAAUUGGUGGUUUGUGAUAUUGAUCUUGAGAGUCAUAGCCACUUGUUUUUCAAGUGCAGACUUUCUUUCCUGGUUUUGUACAGGAUUUUUCAAUGGCUGGGCAUGGUUGGUUGGUCUGAGGACUAUGAUAGUUGGAGAGUUUGGUUGGGCUGCCCUAAGCUGA